Messenger RNA from Mandrillus leucophaeus (drill), 1377 nucleotides. RefSeq names its product TGFB1-induced anti-apoptotic factor 1 (gene TIAF1). Lineage: Eukaryota; Metazoa; Chordata; Mammalia; Primates; Cercopithecidae. The record is from RefSeq and is a predicted model, not a curated record. Bases 700 to 1047 code for a protein of 115 amino acids. The transcript has a single exon.
GGAAGUCCCUUGCCCCUGACCGGUCAGAUGAUGAGCACGACCCUCUCGACAACACCUCCAGACCCCGAUACUCCCACAGCUAUCUGAGUGACAGCGACACAGAGGCCAAGCUGACGGAGACUAACAAAUAGCCCAGGGGAGUAGUUCGCAGCCCUUUCACCCCACGGCCUAUGGCUGCCUGGGCACCACUCCCAGGAAGUGGUGGGGCGCCGGUCUCCCCCACCCGACUGCUGAUCUGCAUGGGAAACACCCUGACCUCCUUCUGUCAGGGGGACGUUCCAGGCUAUGGGUGUCUGAUGUCCACGUGGAAGAGGUGGGGGAAAGAGGAGUUUCUGAAGAGAACUUUUUGCUCCUCUCUGCCUCAAAAUGCCAGAUUCUUGGCUUCUACCCUGGGCCACUGUGGACAAUGGCAGGUGGCCUGGCACUGCAUGGCGCCAGCACAUUGACCUCCCUCUCAGCUCCCUGCUCAGGGACGGUGGACAGGUUGCCUACUGGGACACUCUAGGUUGCUGGGUCCAUGGGGAGGAUUGGGGGAGGAGCAGCAAUGCCUUCCCUCUCGUGUGGGGUGGGGGCUCUCUUCCUGGUGCCUGCUGUCUUUCUACUUUUUAAUUUAAAUACCCAACCUCUCCAUCACAGCUGCAUCCCUGAGAGUGGGAGGGGGCUGCAGGGGUAGCUGGGGCUCCCAAGAAUGACUCGGGAAUGUCAUCUCCAUCUUCACCCUUGAGAGAGCAGUCCUUUCUCUGUGCAGCUGGAGACAUUGGUGAGCAGAGCUGGGUCUUGGUUCUUACGAAUGAGUUCGGGAGGGGCUCUCCAGUACUGCUGGGCUGGGUUGAGCAAGCCUAUACAGACAAGUGUGCGUGUGGACCAUCCACACCUCCGGCCCCCACCCCACCCUCUUUGUCUCAGCGUGUUAUGUGCAAUGACCUAUUUAAGAUAAACCCAUUCCAACUACAGCAGUUCAGGGCUGAUCCAAGCACUGCCUCCCUCCUGCUCUGUCCAGGUAGCCUGGACCAUAAACUCAACUUGAGAGGGAAGACUUGGGGUUGAGGGCUUGUCAUCAGAAAAACUGAAGAUGGAAGUUUUGGCCAUUAGACAUGAGUCCUCACUCUGUGUCCUGAGCCCAUGUCAUUCUUCUUCUUCCAACCUCCCUGCCCCCACACACUUACCCCAGACACAACACCAUGUGGUCUGGAGGUCCCAGCCCCCACCCUAAAAAGGUUAUCCCUAACAACUCCACCAGACUUGGGAGCCCAAGGGCAGUGCCUGGUGCUGCUCCCAUCUGCCACCCCUCUUCUCUCCUGCAAUUGGUUUGUACUCACUGGGCUGUGCUCUCCCCUGUUUACCUGAUGUAUGGAAAUAAAGGCCCUUUUCCUCCUG